AUGCUCGCACAGCUGCGACACGUGGCUGCUGUCGAGGCGAGACGGGCGGCAGAACAGGUGAUUCUUCCCAGAGACUUCACCCUGACCAUUCCGCAUCCAGACAACUGUUUCCGCCCGUCCCCAAUCGACAGCGCCACCCCGUUAUCGUCACAACACCCCGUUAAAAUCACCAUUCGGUUGUUGUCCUUUGGCUACGUGGACACCCGCCCUGCAUACCACUCGGCCAGUGAGAUUUGGCCACGUGGGUACCAUGCAGUGUGGGAGGACCCUUUAGGAGGGCUGUGCCACAGCGAGGUGGUGGAGGGGGGCAGCGACGGCCAGGGGCGAGCGCGGGUUGGGGGGGUUGGGCAGGAGGGCGGUAGUGAGGGGCCGGUGUUCCGAGUUUGGAGGGAGGAUGCACGGGAGGAAGGCAGGCAGGCGGGAUGGGCGAUGGACGGGCAGCAGAGAGCAGUGGGUGGGGGAGAGAGAGAGGGUGAGAGUGAGGGAGCGGAGGGCACAAUGGGGGAGGAAGUGCAGGCGCUGCUGUGGGAUGGACGGGGCCCUGCGGGCGUGGGGGGGUGGCGGCCAGGGGGUGAUUCCUGGGCGGAGGGAGCGCAUGGGCGGGAGGUGGAUGGGGGGGAAGGGGACGGGGUGAUUGGUGGGGAGAGUGUGAGGGGGGUGGAGAUGGAGAGAGGAGGGUCGAGCAACGACACACGCUCACAGCUGCUUGGGGGUUCCAGGCCCGAAUGCAAGGUUCGGAUGGUGUGUGAAGGGCAAACGAGUCAGCAGGCUUGGGAGAGGUUCGGAGGGGAGUGGUGGGAGCAGCUGGGUGCGACAUGGAUGGGGAGGGCUGGGCAGGGCAUGGCGGAGACGAGGGGGGAGAGUGGAGGGACGAGUGGAAGGCAGGCAGGAGGGGAGGCUGAAGAUGGAAAGAGUGGGUCUGGUUUGGGCGUGGCGGGUGAGGGGGGCGUGGGGGGCGUACAAGAAAGAGGGCAAGUGGAGGGAGUGGGAGCAAAGUAUGUGGGGUGGGAGGAGCAGCGGGUGCGCUCGCUGCUGCUGCUGGACAAGUACGGGCUCUCCCACCCACCCCUGCUCGCCCUCAUAGAGGGGCAGAGCGGUGCAGAGCGGUGCACAGGGUACGAGUUCAGGGAGGAGCGGUGGUGGAAGGAGCAGGCGCAGAGGGAGCAGGAGAGGCAGGCGAGGGGGGGCCGUGGGCAGCAGGACGAGCAGCACGAGGGGGAGGGGCAAGGGAGGGCGGGACAAGUGAGGGAGGGGCAAGAGGAGCAGGGGCAAGAGGGGGGGGAGAUAAAGGAGGGGUUGGGGAUGGCAAGCGGAGGGUUGGUGGGUGAGUUUCAGGCUGGGGCGAGUGAAGGGCGCGAGGGGGGCGAACGGGGGGGUGCAGGGAGGGGUGGUGGGGUUCAUGGGGCGGAGAGGUUGGGCAGGUGGGAGGGGGCGGAUGGGAGGAGAGGGGGAGCGGCGGUGGGAAAGGGUGUUGAUGAGGCGCCGUCAGCAGUGCCCCCUACAGCACUGCUGGGGCUCUCCCGCUGCGACAUGCUGCGCCUCAUUGAGGUGCGCCCUGCCCCUCACUGCGCCUCAUUGAGGUGCGCCAUUGAGGUGCACCACGCGCUGCACUCCUUCCUGCCCUGCCUUCCGCCGCCCUCCCCCCACUCCCCCCUCCUGCCCGCGCUCUCCCUCCCUGCCCUCGCCCACCACCUCGCCUACCCCUCCACCAAUCCGCCGGCAUCAGCUGGUGCAGCGAGGGGCGGCGGCGCCGUGAGUGGUGGCUCGCAUGGCGCGGGGCCCGUGGUGGCGCGCAUGCACGUGGCGCUGUUGCACGUGCUGCUGCCCGCCGCCAUGCCUGCUGUUGCUGCACGCGAGGUGAUUGGUGGGCGGGAGAGGGAUGGAAGAGGGAAGGAGAGGGAAACUGCCGAAACUGAAGUGAGAGUUGGUGUUGUGAGUGGUGGUCAUGGUGCUACCUCUGCUGCUGCUGCUGCUGCAUUGGGUUCUCCUGCUUCCCUCACAGGCGAGCAAACGGGCUUGAGUGCUGCUGCUGUGAACGAUGCCAGCUCCGACCUGCUGAUGUGUCCCAUUGAUGAGCUGACGUGGCCUGAGGUGGCAUGCAGGGUGCUUGCCGUCAGCAUUCCAUUGCUGCAAGAAGAGAGGAAGGAGCGGAGGGCGCGUGGAGGGAAUGAAAGAGACGGGAGGAGAGGGGCGAGGGGAGGGGGAAGGCGAAGGAGGGGGGCAAGCAAAAGGGGCGAAGCGGAUGGGGAGGAGCAGGUCGCCCGAGGCAGCAGGGAGGAUGGCAGGCAAGGGGUGCGGGGAGCGGGGGGGCAGGGAGGGGUGUGCGGGCGCAGCCCGUGGGAGCAGGGGCGGCUGACGCGGUGCAUCGCUGGCGAUGGCGGGCCGCUGCUGGGCCACUGGCUCGGCACCCCUGGUGCCAUGCACGACGCUGCUGUGAGUGCCAUGCACGACGCUGCUGCUCUUGCGGCAGCGGAGAGGCAGCUUGCGCUGGUGGCCGCCUCCCAGCUGCAUGCCACCGCCUCCACCACGGCUGCCGCUGCUGCUGCUGCGCCUGCAGGCAUGGCCACAGGAGGGCUGGGCAGUGCCGCAGGCAAGGGCAAGGCGGGCAGGGGGGCUGCUGCAGCAGCGUCAGGGUCAGCAGGUGAAGAGCAGGGAGGGAAGGACGCAGCAUCAGUGGCGGCAGACGAGAGGGUCAGCAGUGCGAGCCAUGCUGCUGCGAGUGCCCCUGUGCCCCAGGCGGCGGGGGUGAAGGAGGAAGCGAGCAGUGAAGGUGUGAGUGCUGCUCUCAGUGAUGCUGCUGGGGGACUCCCUGCUGCCGCAACUGCUGUGGCGCCUGGCCUGGGGGCACGCAGUGCGGCAGUGGCAGCAGCUGGUGAGACAUGGCUGUGCUGCGGUGCGGUGCGGGCGGGCAUGGGUGCUGUGGAUGCUGCUGUGCGUCGUGCAUCGCCCCCCCAGUGGGUGGUGCUGCUGGAGCCCAUCCGCAAGAUGCAGACCAACGUCGGCGCGCGCAUCCGCAACUGCAUCCGCGCCGCCCUCGACUGCCACGUGGCGCCGCCCGAUUGGGCGUUGGAGCGGCUGCAGUGGGCGAUCAGCAAGGAGGUGUACAAGGGGAACGCGUCAGGCCCCACUAAGCGAGCGGCCAUCGAGGUGAUGGACAAGUUCCUCGCCCACCACCCCUGCGCUGCCGCUGCUUCUCCCUCUCCCUCUGCACGUGCCGCUGCUGCUGGAUGGAGUGGCGCCAAGGUGGAGACGGAUGCGGGUGGAGCGGCGAGGGGCGAGGGUGCUGCUGCCAGCAAGGGCACGGCGAGAGAGAAGGAUGCUGGGACGGCUGUGGGGAGCGGUGGGGCAGAGAGUGGCAGUGAUGGGGGCACCGGAGCACAUGGCAAGUGGCAGAAAGGCGGGGGAGCAGGCGGGAGUGAGCCCUGUGCUGGGGAUGCCGCCGCUGCUGCAGCAUUAGCACCAGACUCGGGGGCAGGCACCUCAGCAGAAGUGGCAGGGCGCAGCGGCCUGGCGGGGGGAGCAGCAGCGGCGGCAGCGGGGCCUUUGCUGUCCCCGCUGAUGCAGCAGUGCCGCGCGGUGCUGUGGCAGCUGGCCCUGGCGGACCACCUGCGCGCCUUCACCUACUUCUGGGGCGUGGGGCCUGUGGGACCCGUGGGGGAGGGCGGGCACGAUGCCGCACAGGAUGCAGGAGGGGCAUGGGCAGGGGGGCCAGGGGGGGCAGCGGAGGGCAGAGGGAGAGUGGGCAGCAGUGCAGGGCACGUGGGCAGCGAGGCGGGGGCUGGGAAGGGCGUGAGAGGGGUGGUGGGGAAGGGGUUGGCAGCGGCACUGCACGAGCAGGGGGGGGUGCGGGUGGCGCUCACAGGGGCGGCGAGCAUGAGAGGGAGCGACGGCACAUCAGGGGCGGCCCUGGCAGCGGCGACAGUGGGGGGUGCGGUGGGGGGGGAAGCGCGGAGGGCGGGGUGGGCGCCGCGGCAUGCAGUGGCGCGGCCCAUUGACCUGCGCACCAUCGAUGCACGCGUUGUCAUGGGCGCCUAUGGCCACUCCGCUGAGGGCUUCAUUGCUGACGUCAAACAGAUGUGGAUGAACGUGCGGGUGGGGUACAGGAAGCCGCACCCCAUCUUCCUCUCCAUGCUGCACCUCGCGCCGCUCUUCGACAAACUGCUCGCCUCCCAGGUGGGCUGCUCGCCUCCCAGGUGGGCGUCCCCUGUCAUAUGGGGCCUGUUCGCCACGGCUCCAAUGCUGCCCCCGCGCCUGCCAACGCCCACACCAGACAGGGCCGGGGGAAGGGGGCGGGAGGAUGGGGCAGGGGGGGAGGGAGCAGAGGGGGUGCCCCCGUGGGAGAGGGAGGGGUGCUUGGUGUGCGGGGUGGACGUGGACGAGCGCGCCGUGCUGCUGUGCGACGGCUGCGACCGCGAGUUCCACCUCUACUGCCUCCUGCCGCCCCUCGCCCGCGUGCCCCGUGGCCACUGGUACUGCCCGCUGUGCGUGCAGGGGGGCUGGGGGCGGGAGACGAGCUGGGGAGACGGCGAGGAGGAGGAGGAGCAGGAGGAGGGGGGGGGAGAGGAGGACGAGGAGGAAAGAGAGGAAGGAGAAGGAGAGGAGGAGGCAAGGGGCAUUGCGAGGAUCUUGCUUCUCCACACCCUUUGUCGCCUGCUGGUCCGCACGCCAGCCUACCAGAGCUUCUGCCACAACCGGCAGCAGCAGCACGGGCAUGAGCAGCAGGAGGAGGAGCAUGAGGCGCGCGUGUCAGCGGCGUGGUGUGGCCGGGCCAUGGCAUGGGGCUCCACUCGCCACCGCUCUCCGCGGCCCACACAGCCUUGGCGCCCUCAGGGGCCCCCAUGGCAGCAGCAGCUGCUCCUGCUGAUGGCUCGUGGGAGGGACUCCCAUGCGCAUGGCGCGGAUGGGGGGCAUGCGGAUGGGGGUGAGGACGAGGAUGGGGAUGGAGACGAGAGUGAGAAGAGUGUGGAGGAGGUGCGAGGGAGUGAGAAGAAGAGGGGUGGAAGGACAAAGCGGUUGACAGGGGGCAAGAGAAGGAGGACUCAGAAGCAUGCUGUGGACGGGUUUGGAGCGGUGGAGAGGGGUGAGCGGGAAGAGGAAGAAGGCGAGGAGGAGGUGGAGGGAGAGAAGGAGCAGGGCGAGGGAGGGAUGGAAGAGGAGGAGGAGGAGGAGGAGGAGGAGGAGGAGGAGGAGGAGGAGGAGGAGGAGGAGGAGGAGGAGGAGGAGGAGGAGGAGGAGGAGGAGGAGGAGGAGGAGGAGGAGGAGGAGGACACAAAGGAAGAGGGCAGGGAGGGGAGUGAUGGGGGAAGUGGGGAGCGGCAGGAGGUGGUGGAAGACGGGGGGGCAGGGCGCAUGCAGCUGUGGUGCUCCAGUGCCGCGCUGCCCAGGCUGAGAGGCGUGCACGGAGAGAAGCAGGAGGCUGGUGGAGCCGUGGUGUUCGUCGGAUCGGAUGAGAUCGGACGGCUGUUCUUUGUGGUUACCAUGAGCAGUGAUGGAAGCACAGGUCAUGAUUUUGCAGCUGGCAACGAUGCUGCAGCAGGGGGAGCAGCAGGGGGAUUAGCAGCAGGGGGGGCAGCAGCAGCGGUGCUGGUGUGGUGGCCUCGUGGGGCACAGGCCUCCACCCUCACGCAACCCCCCCUCCCCCACCCCCCAUCAUCUGCCUCACGUGGCCACACCCACCCCCCUGACCGCCUGUGGCCGGCAUGCAGGGGGGCGUGCCGCCAUGCAGCUUGCUCGCGCCGUGUGGCCCUCGGGGCCGCGCUGCUCGCCUCUGCCACCGCUGCUGCUCGUGGGGGCCUUGGAGCUUGUGAGGGGACUGGAGGCGAGGGCGAGCAGGGAGAGUGGCGGUGGUAUGUGUGGCGGGGUGAUGCUGCUCUGAACAGGGGUGGUGCCACGGGGACAGGAAGGGACACGCUUGGUCAAACAAUGGUUGCCUCUGCCUCUGCUGCUGCUGACGUGGAUGCUCUUCUUUCCUCAAUUGCUACAGCAGCAACACCUGGCAGCCAGCUGGCAAGGGUUCACAGCCGGGUGCAGCAGGUGCUACAUGAGCAGUGUGGUGGGCGUGUGUCUGAAGCAGCAUGUGAGCAGCAGGCAGGCAGGCCCGUGCAUGCACAAGAGCCGCCCCCUGCACACCCCGCACAUUCCUCCAUCUCCCCCUCAUUCGUGCCACCCCUGCACUCGCUCCCACUCCACGCUACUGAACCGCCCACCAAGCUGCCCACUGAGCCAACUUCCGAGCCGCUUACCCAGCCAUGCACCCCAAGCCUCCGCACCCUGCGAGCUAUGGCCUUUCUGGAAGAGCGGUUCGGAGCGGUGGAGAUGGAUGGUACCGUGGCAUGGGGAGGGGAGGGGGACGGGGGGAAGGAGGGAGGCAAAGGAGAGAAGGGGAAGGGCAGAGGAGGGGAGAAAGGGGCGGCACACAAAGGCGCUCUGGGGGCGACAGGUGGCGGUGCAGGGAGGAGGGGCGUGUGGCGGUGUGAGUGCUUGGAGCUGCAGUGGGCUGCCAGGUGGCACUGCGUGAUUUGCCACGAGACUUACAGCGCCAAGGCGGAGUUUGAAGGGCACAAGCGGGCGUGCCGGCUGAGGGCUAAGGGGGGUAGGGGCGGCGGUCGGGGUGGGGGGAGGGGAGGGAAGGGAGGGGACGCGAGGGGGGAGCGAGAGGGAGAGCGGAAGGGAGGGCGGGCAGUGCCUGGGGUGGACGGCAGGGUGCAGAUGAGUGGGGAUGGGGCGAUGGGAGAGGGAGCGAGGGAGGGAGGGCUGUGGCACCAGGGUGUGGGGGAGGAGGAGGAAGAUGCAGGGACUGUGUUCGACCCCCUCACCACUGCUGACCUACCACCUGCUGACGUGGCAGCUCGUGCAGCUGCAAGGCAUCAGUGUGAUGCUGAUGCCAUCUUUCCACCUGGCACACUCAAGCUGUGCGACGUCAUGGCCACUCCACCAGCUGCCACGUCACCAGUUGACUCGUCACCAGCUGCCACGUCAACAGCUGCCACGUCACCAGCUGCCACGUCACCAUCCGCAGAAGAAGCAGUAGCCCCAAGUAUGGCAGGUGGCGGUUCUGUGGGGCAGGCACUGGUGGGCAGGAGCAUGGCGACGCUGGGCGAUCGCAUGAGGGUGUGGAGCGGUGAACAGGGCGACGAGGCUUGCAGCACAGUGCAGCAGGGGCACGUGGUGGCGCAGAAGAGGCAGCGAGGGGGCGAGAAGGGCGGCGAGGAGGAGCUGCUGAGCGGCUGCCAGCUGCUGGAGAGGCGUGUGGGAAAGCGGCGGAAGAAUGGCGAGGGGCGAGGCAGGGGGGAGAGUGGAAUGGCGAGAGGAGGGGAGACUAUGGAAGGUGGAGAGGGAGCGAGGAGGGGAGAGCACGCAGCAGUGGUGGGAGAAGGCACGGGAGGUGUGGUAGUGGCAGAUGGCAGUGGUGCUGCUGCCUCUGCCGCACUGGCUUCGCCUGCACUCAUACACUCCGUGGCGGCUGCUGCUUUGCCUGCCUCUGCUGGUGCUCCUGGUUUGAGCGGUUGUGGCACUGCCACUGCCUCUCAUGCUGUUGCUGCCAUUGCCAUGACCAUGGGUGGCGAUAUGGAGAAGGGCGGUGAUGCGGGCAGUGCGGGCAGUCAGGGCAGUGAGGGCAGUGGGGGUGCAUGGCAGCGGAGUGGCAGCAGUGGCGUGGAGGAGUGGGACGCACUGUGUGGCGGGCUGCCGCCCCUACAGCACCUCCCACAGGACGCCGCGCCUCCACCUGCCACUGCUCAUGCACCUGCCACUGCUCCAGCCACUCUUGCUGUGCCGCCUGGCACUGACUUGGAUGAGUGGGCUGCAGGCAUGGAGGGGACAGGCAUGGAGGGGACAGGCAUGGAUGGUGUGAGUGUGGAUGGCUGGGGCAUGCAGAGCAGCACAGCUGGUGUCCUGUCGCGGGAUGUGACCUCCCCCGUGCCUCAACCCCCCUCCGCCAGCCCCUGGGACCACGUGCCACUGCCACCCGACGCCACCACCACACCUGACGUCAGCAGCAGCAGCUCCCGCGCCCUCAGCACCUCUCCACCGCACCCAACCGCUCUCCUCAUCCGCCACAUCUCUUUCAGCCAGCAGCCACCCGCCAUCCUCGCGGCCGCCCCGCACCUCCGUUCCCCUCCUACGCCUGCUCCCCUCCCACUGCCCUCCCCGCCCUCGCCUGCCUUGGCUGCUCCAGGUCAUCUGGGAGGGGGUAUGGGUGGGGCUGGAGGUGUGGCUGAGAGUGAUGGCAAGGAGGGGAGCGAGGGCGGGGCGGGGGGCGAGUGGGAAGAGGCGGUGGUGGGGGUGCUGAAGCGCGAGCUGCUGGACGUGGAGGCGGCGGCGGGCGUGGAGGCCAUGGACGGCCCGCGAGGGCGGUCGGGCAGGCGCCGUGCAUGGCGGGCCAUGGUCAAGCGCGCUGAUGCCCAGCACUGGCGCCACUCCCUUGCACCACUUCCCACACAUCCACCUCAUACCGUCCCCCACCCCUCCGCCCCUCGCCUGCCCCAGCUGCUGCACGCCUGCAUCCUGCUUGAGCUCGCCAUCCGGGCCGACCGCCUCGCCCUCGGCUGGCGCUUCUGGUGCUCCCCGGCUGCCGCCGCCUCCUGCGCCACGCUCUCAGCGCUGGCCCUGCGCGUGCGCGCCCUGGACCGCGCCAUAAUCUACUUCAAGGGGCCCCUCCGCCCUGCCGCUGCCGCACGCGCCCCGCCCCGCGCCCACGGCGGUGGGGGCGAGGCCAAGGGAGCAGCAGGGGGGGUGGUGGUGGAGAGCAAGAGGGGUGCGGCGGUAGCGGCGGCGGUGGUGGCGGAGGAGGAGGCGGAUGUGGUGGAGGUGUCAGCUGCGAGUGGCGAGGGGGAGGGCGGCAGUGGCAGUGUGGAGUUUGACAUGUUUGACGAGGAGACGGGCGCCGCGGCGGAGGUUCUUGAGAUGCUCAAGGCGCUGGGCUGA
Molecule: messenger RNA, 8925 nt
Organism: Closterium sp. NIES-65
Lineage: Eukaryota; Viridiplantae; Streptophyta; Zygnematophyceae; Desmidiales; Closteriaceae
Source: the annotation of a GenBank genome assembly